Molecule: messenger RNA, 624 nt
Organism: Stereum hirsutum FP-91666 SS1
Lineage: Eukaryota; Fungi; Basidiomycota; Agaricomycetes; Russulales; Stereaceae
Exons: 3
Biological process (GO): mitochondrion organization; phospholipid transport
Cellular component (GO): ERMES complex
Molecular function (GO): lipid binding
Source: RefSeq, a predicted model, not a curated record
AUGUCUUUCUCGUUCGAAUGGCCUCGAUUCUCGGAACAAUUUCAUGCGGAAGCGAUAGAGAUGCUCAAUUCGGCGUUGAAUAAGGGUUCGAAGCCGCCGGUCAUUGCAGACAAGAUUGAGGUGGUUGAGCUUGAGAUGGGGACGCAGCCACCCGAACUCGAAAUUCGUGAUAUCGGAGACUUGACGAUGGAUCAGUUCAGAGGCAUCUUCAGAUUGACCUAUGCUGGGGAUGCGCACUUGGUUUUAAGGACGAAGGUCCAGGCAAAUCCCCUCAACCACAAGCAAGACGACAUCCAUCUCAUGUCCGGUACCCGCGGCAUGCUCGCCGCAAAACAACCUCUCGUUGUCCCCAUGCUUCUACGCCUCUCUCACUUCCGCCUAAACUCCUACGUCGUCCUCGUCGUCUCAAAACAGAAGGGUAUCACCCUCGUCUUCAAGACCGACCCGCUCCAGAACGUCGAUAUCAACUCCACAUUCGAUUCUAUCGCCGUCAUCCAGAAGUUCAUACAAAGGGAGAUAGAAGGGCAGUUAAGGCAGAUGUUCAGGGAGGAUCUGCCGGGAAUUAUCCAUCGAUUGAGCCAGCAGUGGGUUAAGGCGAAGGUAGAGGCACCAUAUUUGAACAGA